Molecule: messenger RNA, 9663 nt
Organism: Columba livia (rock pigeon)
Lineage: Eukaryota; Metazoa; Chordata; Aves; Columbiformes; Columbidae
Gene: RADIL
Product: Rap associating with DIL domain
Exons: 14
Coding region: 4478-7330 (950 amino acids)
Biological process (GO): signal transduction; substrate adhesion-dependent cell spreading; neural crest cell migration
Cellular component (GO): microtubule
Molecular function (GO): GTPase binding
Source: RefSeq, a predicted model, not a curated record
UUGGGGAGCUGUGACCCCCCCCGGGCUGCCUGCGGGAGAUGCACCCCCCACCAGCAGCUUUUGCAGGUGUUUUGGGCACAGUGGGGCAUGGUGCAAGUGGGAGGGUAAGCACAUUUUAGCUGCAAGGCUCCUGGGUAGAGCUGGUACUUAAUGCUCUCCUGCACAAAUUUGGUAUUGGCAACCUCAGAUAUUUACCCCAGCCAGUCUAGGGGUUCAUACCAAACCCCAGCUCCUGGCUGAGCUGGACAGGCGAGACCAUCAGUGUUGCCUGCAUCACUGAACCAACAUCGUGGCAUCCUUGGCACAGCAGACCCCUGUACCCCAGUCUCCCCAUGGGCAUCCCCCAGGCCAGACACCCUGUGCAAAUCUGCUGGAACAACUAAGCCAAAUGAAAAGCUAAUGAAGAGAGAACAGUGUAGGGUAGGUGAGCCCCCUCAAGGUGCCUGCUUGAGCCUGGGGCUGGCAGGAGGAGAUAAGUGCAUUGUUAGGAACCAGCAGGUUAAUAAGUGACCCCGGCACACACUAAUGAAGUUUUCCUUCUGCCCUCAGAUAAAAACCCCACAAGGACAAGGGCAGAAAGGUUUUAAAUUAGGUUUUUAAAUUGCAUGAUGCCCUUGAUGGGUCUGACCUGCUGACGGAGGGGUCUGGAUCAGACUCAGGAGGUGUCGACUGAGGAGUUUUGAUGGAUGGGCACUGAGCGGUUCCUCACACCAGCAGGAAGAGAUUGUGAUGGUCAGAAAUAACCUAAAGAUCACACAAUUACUCGGCAAACCCCUCCCUGUGUCCAGUCCUUGUCCCUUGCUCAGAGAGGGGACACUGCAGGAUCGGUCCCAGCUCGCUGCACGUGUGAUGUGAACAGAGAGAAAUAGGCUCGGGCCGUGGAGCGAGCUGCAGAGGUGGAUGUUCUUUUCUCCAGCUCUUUUUCCAGCCAGGAUCAGAGAACCAUUACGCGCUUUGGGAGAGCAGUGGCUCUAAAAACAGCAUCUUUUGAAUAGAGAGAAGGGCAAGAUCCAAGCGCAAUGGCUAUAGCGUGUGGCGGGGAGGGCCACGUGGCAGCUCCCUGCCUGAGCCCAAGGUCGCUUUGGCCUCAAAUUCUCCCCCUGGGCUGCAGCAAGCAGCGUUCCCACCCGUGACCUGGCAGCCGUGGGGAGGGGGAGGCUCCCACACAGGCCAGGGGGGUGGGCAGCACCGAGCUGGCCUGGGCUUGGCAUCCUUUGGCGAUUUCUGAUGGAGGAGCAGUUCCUGACUGGAUCACGUGCCCUGUGUCUGGAAAUAAGCCCAUUAUGCUUUCAGUGUAGAUAUCACUUCAUUUGUUUCAGCGCUCCUGGGUGGGGUGGUGGAAAGUCUCAGAUUUUUAACCUUUAGGCAUUUUCCACAGCUGACCAAGCUCUUCCGAGACAGAAAACCCACACCCGCGUUUAUUUAGGCUGCCUGCUCUGCAGACUACACAGCCCUUUUUUUGUCUCACCCGUUAAAAAUCUCACUCCUGCAGCCCUUUCUUUUGGUGGCACCAGGGGCUCUGUCACCAGUCUCGCCUCAUGCCAGUGGCACUGCCCAAAGCGAUGCUGCGGGGCUGGGACCACACCGUCCCACCCCAUCCACAAGCUGCCAGGGAUGGAUGGGAGUGAUGCAGUGUGUCUGCAGGAGGCAUCUGCUUUCUCUACACCCAGCAGCCCAAAAAAAGGCACAGAACUCCCAGUGUGAGGGGGACUGACUCCACUAGUGUCACCGUUGUCACCAACAUCCAGCUGGCAAAGGUCCCCUGCCCAGGGUGGUGGGGUGCUGGUGUGGAAAGUGCAACAUCUGUGCAAAAAUAAAGGAACUUUGUGCUUGUAGUAGGAAAAGGACAGGGAUGUUGCAAAGCAAGAUCCCCAGGGAAAUAAAUAUCUGCAGGGCCCUUACCCACUCAGGGCAUCGCUGGGACCACUGGUGUCACACCAUCUGGAGCAUCGCUGGGACCACUGGUGUCACACCAUCUGGAGCAUCACUGGCUGCCCUGCUGCUGAGCUGGGGGAAAGGCUCCCCACCCAUCUGUGACCUCCCAGCAAAUAGCUUGAGAGUUUUAUCUGCUCAGUUACUCAUUAUCCUAAUUAGUUUAUUAGCUGCUUUCCACUGGAGAGGAAGGCACUCACUCCUCACUAAUUAGCUGCACAGGUGAAGCAUCUCCACAGUAAACGAGGUUGAUGCGCUCCCUCACUGCCGCUCCCUCACUGCCACCCCGUCCCUAUUCUUUCUGGGGAGAUAAGGGAACAUCCAGGGAAAACACCCAUAAACGGGAGGGUGCUGGGACAGAGGUGCAGCACUUGACAUCUUUAUGGCAUUCAUCUUCCCAAUCAACCCCAUUUUGCACUGUGUCCUGAACUUGCUGGGUUUUUUCUGGGAGACAGAAGGCUAAAUCACUUGCACACUUUGAGAAACUUAGGAGUUAAGGCUACUACUUUAAAAGAUACUCUGCCAGGUACCUCUGAGGAUCUGGCUUUGAUAUACCCCAGCACAACAGUCUCCAGGGAGGAUUCCCUGCAGUGUCUGCUUUGCAAUAACAUGAGGAAGGACUAGUCCAGUGUUGGCCCCUCCUGGGUAAAUUCAAAGCGUGUUGGCUUUUGUUUGCCUGGGGCCCAUGGAAUUAUUUAUUGACUGAUUUAUUUCUCAGCCAGGAGAAGGGAACCUCCUUCCUAGGCUGAAAAAGAGGCAGAUCACAGCCAAGAUCCUGGGUACCACAGCCGGCAGGUUUUCCCCUGGGAUGCAGGAUGGGAUUAGAGGCAGCAGCGUGGUGGGGACCAGCAGACGCUGGCCAGGGGGUGCAUGAUGUCCCUGCCCGGGGUGCUCAGCUCUCCCUAAGGGACAGGGUAUGAUUCGGCCCCCUUCCCAUCUCCAUCACCAUGUGGCUUCAGCAGCUGCCAGCUCUGCUCGGGCUGCGCUGUGUCAGGGAUGCUCACAAAGCGUUUUGGGUUGGAUAACCUGCACACGCUCAGGAGGAGAAAACCGUACCAGAGGACUGAAAAAGAAAAUAACCUGUUUUAUGCAGGGACUUUGUUUUGCUCAGGAAAAGAGCCGUGUUUAUCUUUCCAGUGCAGCUCCAGGGUUAGUGGGGAGCCUGUGACAGGGGCUCUAUCGGUAGUAAAAAAGCUGCUUUUUCCUACACAAAAUAAAUACAGAAGCUUCCUUUUCCCUAGAUAAGGGACCAGUGAUGGCGUGUUUUCUGGGCAGUGGGACCCCAGUUCUGGCAGCCCUCGCUCCUCCCGGUGCAAUGAGCUCCAGCAACAGCUGCUCCCCAGGAUCCAGCCCCUCUCCUCCUCCAUUCCCCCCAGCCGGGCUGGGACCUGCAUCGCCCUGCCCGUCCUUCAUCUCUUUGGCCCAUUUCCAUGCUGUGGGUUGGGGAUGGGGCUCCUGGAGGGAGCCUGCAGACACAUUUUGGGGUGGCCUUUGACAUCCCCAGCGGCUUGGGCUGCGCUCCUGCCCGGACGGGCUUGUUGCACCCCCCUGGAUUUCACAUCUGCAGGACGCAGGCGUCCCAUGCCGUGCUGCUGGCCGUGAUGGGGACGUGAGCAGGGCCAAUUGCCUUUUUAAGAAGGAUGCAGGGCACUGGACCGCUUGGCCGUGCCUUGCCCUAAUCCCAAGGCAUGUAAACAGCAGGGGCUAUUUUUCUCCUUCUCUCCCUGCCAUCUCCAUCCCUAUCUCUUUCAUUUUCCCAGCAAAGGAGCGCUUGAUUUAAAACAAACAAACACAAAAAUGUAUUUCAGAACCGACAGCCCAUUCCUCACCAAAUAAGGCAGAUGACAUUUUUUUUUGGGGUCUGAACUUGCGAGUGUCCCUUUAAGCAGCCCUGGGCACUAGGCUCUCCGCUCUGCUGUCCCCAAAUCCUGCCGGUUGUCCCCAAAUCUCGCUGGCCGAAGCUGUGAGCGGGGCUCUGGCUCCGUGUUGCACCGAUGCAGCUGCAGCGCUCCUACCACAAGAAUAUCCUUUAGUUAUUUUUCCUUUUCUUCAUUGUCCCUGAAUGCCAGCGACCUUCUCCCAGGAGGCUGCCCGCCCAAGGUACGAGCAUUGCCCAUCAGACCCGCAACUUCUUAUUUUCUCCUGCAGAGCUCAAGCCAUGCUUGUAGUAGAAGGGGUUGGGGAUACCACGCAAGGGGCUGCUUUGCAGCUCGGCCAGGCCUGUUCUUUCACUCCAGCUCCCAUUAGUCUUGCAGAAGGCUUUGCUUGAAUUGAUGCGUGGGAAAAGUUAAUUACAGCUUGCUCCUGCAGCAGGCAGACAGGCGGGCAGGCAGGCUCCACUGCAGCUCACAGCUCUCAUGCUUGGCUGAUGCUUGUGGGGUACCAGGGGUGCUCCCUGCAGCUCCUGCUUGCUGCCGGCCACUGAGUGCUGAAGGCCUGAAAGCAGCAUCCAGGUCCUUUUUUUUUUUGGCAAGAAUUGAGAUAAAUUUCUUUUUAGCACAGAUUUUGUCUCCACCUCCCCAGCCCCGGCCAGGGUGCGUGGGGGAUGCUGCAGACUCUGAACCCGGCCUUGCUGCCCCCUGGCAUCAACGCUCAAGCGCGGAAGCUGCAGCGGCACCGGGCGCGGGGGGCCCGGCGGCCGCCGGCGGGGGCUGAACGGCGCGGGCCCCCCCCGGCCCUGCGGCGCAGCCUCAGCGAGACCAGCCUGGGCUGCCCGGUUCGGCGGACCGGGACCGGGACCGGGACCGGGACAGCAGAGCGGGUCCCCCGGCACUGCUCCACCCUGCCCGGGAGCCCGGCGGCGGCGCGGAGCGGCGGCAGCAGCAUGCGGUACUCCCUCUACCAGUCCCCGCACCUCCUGCUCCUGCAGGGCUACAGCCAGCAGCAUGACAGCUUGGUUUACCUGCUGAACCGCGAGCAGCACACGGUGGGCCAGCGAACGCAGGCGAGCAAACCCAGCAUCAGCUUGUCGGCCCCCGACAUCUUGCCCCUGCACUGCACCAUCAGGAAGCUCCGACCUUCCCGACAUCGCUUGGAGGAGAAACUGGUGCUGGAGCCCAUUGCCGGUGCCAGCAUCUCUGUCAACUUCGCCGAGGUGACCCGGACAGUCGUGCUGCAGCACGGGGACCUCCUCUCCCUCGGUCUCUACUACCUGCUCCUCUACAAGGACCCCAUGAAGGCGCAGCCGCUGCCGGCGCAGACCCUGCUGAGGCUGCGUGCCCUGCACCCUGCUGCCCCCGAGGGUCCCCCCGUCUGCGGGUCGUGUGGAAGCCUGAUGAAGGAGAGGGACUCUACCACCAAAAAGCGGGACCCCUCGCCCGCCGGUGGCCCCAGGGCUCUCCGCAGAAAGCUGCAGCUGGAGUUCGAGCCGGCGGCUGAGGACGUGCUCCUGCGGCGGAUCAUGACCCUGAUCGAGCCGGGGGGGGACGACCACAAGCUGACACCUGCCUUCUUGCUCUGCCUCUGCAUCCAGCACUCGGCCACCAGCUUCGAGCCGGGUGACUUUGGGCAGCUGCUGCUCAAAGUGGCCAAAAUGAUCCAGAGGACAGUGUGGGAGCGGACGCGGGAGCUGGCUGAGAAGCAGUCCCAGCACCAGGACCCUGCCACCUUGUCCCGCUUCACCAUCGCAGACCUUCUCCCAGACCUGCAGCACAUCCUCUUCUGGAUGGCCAAUGCCAUCGAGGUCCUGUACUUCAUCCAGCAGAAAUCGCCCACCUACAUCCAGAGCAUGGAGGAGCAGCUGGAUGUCAAAGGCUCCAAGGAAUCUCUGUUCUCCUCGACCAUCACCGCCAGCGAGGAGGCGAUGACGGUGCUGGAGGAGGUGAUCAUGUACACCUUCCAGCAGUGUGUCUACUACAUCUCCAAGUGUCUGUACGUGUCACUCCCGGCGCUGCUGGAGUGCAACCCCUUCCAGAGCGAGUGCCGGGACAGCUGGCGGGCGUCCCCGCUGCCCGAGGAGCUCCGCAGGGUCGUGCUUAUCUACCAGGCAGUGCUGGACCUGCUCCGCCAGUAUGAAGUGCACCCCGAGAUCACCUCCCAGAUGUUCGCCUACCUCUUCUUCUUCUCUAACACGCUGCUCUUCAACCAGCUCCUGGACAAAGGCUCCUCCCUCAGCUGCUUCCACUGGUCGCAGGGGGUGAAGCUCCGGGCCAGCGUGCGGCUGCUCCUGGACUGGCUGCGCGGCGCCGGCUUCGAGCAGCUCGCUCAGCAGUUCUUCGCCAAACUGGCCAGCGUGGCCAACCUGCUGGCCAUGCCCGGCUCCCAGCUGGUCCAGAUGACCUGGCCGGCCCUGCGAGCCGAGUUCCCGGCGCUGAGCCCCGCGCAGCUCCACCGGGUGCUGAGCCAGUGCCAGGCGGUGAUGGACGUGGGCUGUAUCACAGCGUGGCAGCCUGGCGAGGAGGAGAACCCGGCUGCCUUCCAACCCGAUGAGGUGCUGGAGUCCUUUGACAACCACCCACCCAUCAUCCUGCCCAGCGGGGGCUUCAAAGUGGACCUGGAGGUGGAGACGUUGGAUGACAACAUCUACCGGCACCUCCUCUACAUCCGCCACUUCCUCUGGAGCCUGCAGAGCAAGAGCCCCCACACCGGCGUGGGGCCAGGCUCAGCACCCCCAAAGAAAGAGGUAUGUGCAACGCCUGAAGUCCUGGAGGUGAGCGAGAGUCUACCUGCUGCCCUGGGGAUCAUCCCGCAGGAGGACCACGGCUCCCUGGGAGGCUGCGCCGAGCCGGAGGCAGAAUGGGCCCCCCCGCUUCGCCUGGCCACCAACGGCUGCCCCUGCGAGCACCCCACCGGCGAGCCGCAGCUCCAGGAGAAGCUCCAGCAGCUGCAGCUGGGCAGGGAUCUGGCCCCCAAGGCCGGCACAGCACCCACAGACCCCUCCUGCCUGCUGACGCCACCCACCACCCCCCUGAACUUCGACUGCGGGAGCCCAGAGUCCCCACAGGGCACCGGGAAGGGGCUGCAGGAGCCCCGGAGGAACGGGAUGAAUGGCACCAAAGGCAGCACACCCGAAGGAUGCUCACCGACCCCCUACGACUACCCCACGCCAGAGUCUUCCAGCCGCAGCUCUGCCACCGAUGACUUCUGCUACGUCUUCGUGGUGGAGCUGGAGAGAGGACCAAUCGGGCUGGGGAUGGGGCUGAUCGACGGCUUGCACACUCCUCUCUGCUCCCCGGGGAUCUACAUCCGCACCCUGAUCGAGGACGGCCCCGCGGCCACUGACGGCAGGCUCUCCAUCGGGGACCGCAUCCUGGCUGUCAACGGCACCAGCCUCAUCGGGGCUGACUACCAAAGCGCGGUGGAUCUCAUCCGCUCCGGAGGAAAGAAGCUGCGGUUUCUGGUUGCCAAGUCGGACAUGGAAAUAGGCAAAAAAAUCACUUCCAGCUCCUCUUCCUCAUAGUCCUUGUGGUAUGAGGGUCCUUCUGCAGCAGCUUGAAGGUGCAGCUCUGGUUAAAGCUGACCUCAGGGAGCCUGGAGUGCAAGACAUAGGCACCAGGACUGCACAACUGCCCUCGAUUUGCUUUUUGGCGCCUUGCCCCGGUGCUGCAGAGGAUGAAAGGACACAAAGGGUGGUGCACGCUUCUCCCACUGCACUGGCUGAGAGCAUCACUCCUGAUCAGUCGCCUGGCCUCAUCUUAUACAGUGUCAUCCUUCUCAGGAGCUUUGCUGUUCCUUGGUCCCCUCUGGCAGGGGGCAGACAGGGGGUGCUCCCCACAUGGGGGCUGUGGGCAGGCUCCUCCGUUCCUCUGAGCCAUGCGUGGUCUCCCAUGCCAGCACAGAAAAGGCUUGAAACACCUUUUGGAUUUAAAGAUCAGCAUGUGGGACAGGCCCGAGCUUUGCUGUGGCAGCAGCCACCUGAGGUGCUGGCACAUCAGCCUGGAGAAGGGUGCUCAGCUCUGGGAGUGGUAAAAGCAGCACAAGUACCCAGGAGCAGAAUGUAAAGCAGGAGAGCUCACUAGGAGUUAAGUUCCCUGUUAUCAUGUCCAAAAUCAAGUGCUUUUCUGCUGCUGGGUUACAAUCACGCUUUCCCCAGACCUGCUUGGGGAUGUGAAGCAGCUGCAGCAAAGGGCUGACACCACCAGCAGUUCCCCGAGUCCUGGGGGGAGCCCCUUGAAGAAAAGGACUGUCUCACCCUUGUUCAUGCAGAUUUAUUGCCUGGCUCUGGCACCAUGAUCCUGGCAGAAGGUCCUUGGGGCUGACCCAGCAGCACGGGGCAUUCACAAGUGGAGAAUUUCCCCAGCCAGGAGCUGUUGCCAUCUCUAAGGGGCUAUGGCCGGGCUAGUGCUUCUGCCCCUGGUCCCUGCGAGCUGGGAAUGGUGGGUUUGUGCCACCUGGGACCUGAACAAGCUGACACUGAUUCAGACAGACAAGAUCUUGGCAUGGUGUCCUGGUCCUCUCCCUCCCGCUUUGCCAGGCCGUUGUGUGGCCGCCCUGUGUUCUGCCCAGCUCAAAGCAUCUCAGAAGUUUGUGCUGCUGACGUGCUGACGGGUGAUGACGAGCAGCAGAAGGCUCCCUGUGGAAGGUCAGUCCUGAAUGUCCCAGAAACAGCUCUGCUAUCUGCUGCCAAUAGCAAUGGUGUCACCAGAGCUGAGGUGGCAGCUCCACCGUGCGGCUGGCCUGACCCUGCACACCUGGCCUCCCGCCUGCCACGUCCUCGCUGUGCUUUUAGCAACGUUAAUGGGAUAAACCCGACCUGAUUUCCACAUAUAGACAGAUACUGAGACCUAGUUCAGCUGAACCCUAUGAAGACAGCCUGCUGCAAAGCCCUACAUCACACCCUGCGCUUAAACCAGCACGGACCGGGCUCGAGCAGCAGAUCAGAUGUUCACAUGGCACCUCCCAACAACAGUGCUCCGAGGAUUGUGAUGCUAAAAAAAGGGAUGCUUAACAAGGUUGGCCUUAAUUAAACCUCAGCUACUUCAUCGCUGUAGUUUUGGUUUCUGUGCUUAGUCUUGCACUUUGCAGAAGGAGAGAGAUGCUGAAAUAACCCAUGCAGGGAAAACACUCCACUGGUGGAUUUCAAUGCAGCCUGGCCUGCCUUUUCCAGGGUAAGACAGACCUUCACCGAGACACUUGUGCCUUUUGCUUCUCUGCUCUGCCAUGCUCAAGCCAAGCGGCCCAGGGUGCCGUCUCAGCAGGACUGGGAGCGACGCAGCCCUCCUACCACUGACUCGGCUGUACCAGGCAGGUGAGCAAAGGCUCAGGGCCUCACAGGGCUGCUGGUGAUUCACUCGACGUUGAAUCAAGUGGGUGUGUUGGUCUGAUCAUCCCCCAUGGGGCUCAGCAGGUUUGCAGGGCUGGAAAUGGGCUGUCUGGAGCCCCUGGGCAGGCUGCAUGCACUCCCUACUCCCCCCUGCCCGGGAGCCAGGGCUCAGGGGCGGCUUGGUUUGCACUAGACAGAACCAGGGUAACCAACACAACCCUCUGCAGGCUCCCCUGAAGCUGGGAAACAGCCCCAGAGCUGUAUGUUGCUCAUGGUGCAGUCAGGUAUUGCAACAGACUGUAAAUAAACCCAGCUAUUUACCAGUGUGCAUGAGGGCUUGCUUCUCCUGGGAGGAGCAGCAGGAGGGAUUUGCUUCCCCCAUUUGUUAAUACUGUACAGCUCGAGUAUGUAUAAACUUCUCACGCCGAUACGGAACACAGCAUGGCACCUGUUUGACACUGGGCUGAUGUAUGUUAAGAAAUGCUCUUGGUGUCAACACUAAACUGGAUCAAUAAAUCUCUCUAAGCUCC